GUUCAGUGUAAUUUGCAUAUGCAGCAUUAUUAUUGAAAAUCAUGAUUAUUUCGAAAAGUUGUUUCAUUAAAAGUUAAUAAGUACAGAAAUGGAUAUUCUAAAAUCAAAACUUUUCAUACAAACUAUUGUGGAUGUUCGGGAUGAUUUUGAAGAGAAAUACGAGAAAGCUUUUCGCACUUACGAAGAAACAAUUACUGGAAUUAACGAAAAAGAGCUACAUGAAUUGGUAUCUAGUACCUUAUGCAAGGAUAAAGAACAUGAAGAAAUAUCGAUUGCGCUGAUGUACGUUAUACUAACUGAUCCCAAUGCCGCAGGAAAAGCCUAUUCCGAUCUAACACUGUUGACUCACGAUGGGCUUGCAUUUGUCACUAACAACUUGGCUAUGCUAGUCGCCGAAAAGUAUCAAAGGUUGAAUGACAUACCGCGGAAGCAACUAUUGUGGUUUCUUAAAGAACUAAUCAAAAAUCAAGUGUUAAACGUAGACAAUUUGGUUUGGAACAUCUUGAGGCAAGCAAGUGGUGGUGAUAUUAGCCCAAAGAAUGUGGCUCUAGUUGAUGGCCUCCUAGACAUAUUUAUCGAACAUCGGUGUUGGUUGGAGAAAGACCAAUUCCUGGUUGGAACAGUCGUCUAUACAUUCUUGAGAUUACUAGAAGAUCACUAUGGACCACAAUUCAAUAGCCUUCACAAUAAGGAGGUUGCCUUUGUUAUUUCAUUGAUUAGAGAUAGAUUUGCUGACGUAAUACCUUUGGGACGAGAAUUCGUACGGUUAUUGCAGAAUGUUUCGCGUAUACCUGAAUUCGAAACACUGUGGAAGGACAUUCUUCAUAACCCGAAACAAUUAUGCUCCACUUUCAGUGGAGUUAUGCAACUAAUGCAGACGAAAACGAGUAGACGUUUCUUGCGCUGCCGACUCACACCGGAUGUUGAACGAAAACUGCACUUCUUGAUUAGUAACGUGAAAUUUGGAAAUCAAAAACGGUAUCAAGAUUGGUUUCAAGAAAAAUAUUUCACAACACCUGAGUCUCAAAGCUUACGUUCGGAUUUAAUCAGAUUCAUUAUUGGAGCCAUUCAUCCUACCAACGACAUGCUCUGUUCAGACAUAAUUCCAAGAUGGGCAGUAAUUGGAUGGCUUUUAACUUCGUGUACUAAUGCGGUAGCACAAGCAAAUGCCAAACUUUCGUUAUUCUAUGAUUGGCUGUUCUUUGAUCCAUUGAAAGAUAACAUUAUGAACAUUGAACCUGGAAUAUUGGUAAUGUAUCAUUCAAUUAAGAACCACCCGUUAGUGAGCUGUACCUUGCUGGAUUUUUUGUGCAGAAUUAUGAAACACUUUUACCCCAAGGGUGAGGAUCGUGUUCGUGCAGGAAUAUACAACUCAUUGCGAAUCAUCUUAGAUAAACAGGUGAUUCCUAAUCUGUUUCCACUAUUGGAGUCUACCAAAUUGGACCGUGAAUUAAAGUCGAUGCUGCGUGAAAACUUCCGAGAAUUUUUCUCUUCGCCUAUUGCAACUCCAGCUCUGUUUAAUGCACCAACAACAUUGAAAAGCCACUUAAUAGAAGAUGAUCAACAACAAGAAAAUGAUCGUAUCGAGGAAAGCUUUCACCAUACAGCCGAAAUUGUAAGUUACAAUACAUCAAGUGAUAUUGAACUGAGGUUUAGCGACGACGAAGAGGAUAAUAAAAUGAUUGGCAUGAAGGACGAACACUCGGAUGAUGACGAUUUGCCACUUUCAAAGGUAAUAAAAAUGGAAAAACCAAUAAUUCAAUCAAUACCAGAUGAUUUACUACGGAGCAUCGAUAAAUUUACCAAUUCAAAAAAUGCAAAUGAUUUUGAGUCACUUCUCUAUGCGCGAAUAGAAAUAGAGCUGUUAAACAAUGACCAAGAAGCAUACAUCAAUGAAAGGAUAGCACAAACACUGAAACAAUCGCUAACUGGAUGCUCUAUGUUUCCUGAAUCAAAAUCCGAGGAAUGUUUAUCUGAAAGUAUCAGCAAUCCUAUAUUUUGUUUAUUUAAAAUAUUGUGCCAAUCAGAAGAAAAAUGCAAAUCAUACUUGUCGAGUCUAAUUAUUCAAGUGCACAAUCAAAUCCCAAACAGUGGUUAUUUACUGCUUCAUUACCUCAAAGUGCAUGGAAAACUACAGACACGUCGAAAAGAAAACGUAACAUCAGCAUUCAAAGGAAAUAUCUACAAAUCAUUUUGCGAAAUAGUUGACUCUCCUUUCGAAACUCAGCUUAAAACGGAUUUGGAGUUGCUAGAGAGGAGUAGUUCACGAAUGUUCUUCUGGAUUCUUCCUGAUUUGUUCAAGGAAUACAAAAGUGCUAUGCUAAACAACAUCGAUGUGUUAUCCUUGUUCAUAGGCGCAAUCGAUGCGAAUAACCUCCGGGACAUAAUAUUCAAUGUUACCCAAGGCAAGCUCGUAAUGUUCAGCAGCGAUGACAUUAUCGAUGUAAUACGUGAAAGCUUGGAGUACGAAACGUUUGAGCAGUUCUGUUUUUGGCAACUAAUACAGGCACACGAUAUUCCUCUGGAAUCGUUUCAGGACAUCAUUCCGGAAUUGGACGUUACAACACAUGCAGAAGCUUUAACAUAUAUUCUUUUAUUACUUAAAAAUGAAAAACCGUCAACAGAGUUGGUCAAAUGUUUAUUAAGCAGAGAAUCUAAGAAUAAGGCAGAUUCAUUUGUAAUAUCCGUGCUCCGAUGUUGGUGUGAGGAAUAUGAAGGAAAGCUUUCAGAAAUCAUAGCUGGUUUAUUGACAUCCAAGUACCCAGCAAGUUCUCCUAACAAACGUAAACGUCCCUUGAAAUCAUCGCCUUUACAACAUAGUACACCGUCUUCAGAACAGAUACUCAACCACUUAGAGCACUUCCGUCGAAGUUGUAGGCAUGGCAAUGGAACUGGCACUGGUCUUUACGUUCAAAAUGAAAUGCAAAGAUCCUUACAACAAGCGUUUGCACAUAGUACUGAUAAUCAAAAGAAACAUUUUGCCGAUUUAUUUGCUUUGGCAGCGGAAGAUGAAACUGCUGGAACGGUUGGACGUAGAAGCACCAGUAGCCGCGGACGUAAACCUCCGGCUAGUAAAAAGGAGUCAGCAGCGUCCAAUAGUAAUACAAAAAAAAAUAUGGAUAACACCUAUGUCAGCGACGAUUCGACAGAUGAGGAUUGGUCAAAACAAAAAUCAGGCAAACGACGGAAAAAGGCGUUCAGCGAUUCUGAUUGACACAUCAUUGCUUUGCGGAACACACGAAGCCUAUAAAUGUUCAGCUCCACAUAUCUUUCGUUUGUACUGGCAAAAUGUUUACAACAAUAACAUCUAUUAAUUGCAGGUCAACAUUAAUUGUGUCACGUAAAAUUGAGGAAAAAUUUACCCUUCCUCCCCCCAUUCAUCACGUUUUUCCUAUACCUAAUGCAUUAUAUAUCACAAAAUCUUACAUUUCCCCUCCCUCUUCAGAGCGUGACAUAAUAUAUGCAUCACCCUCAAGCUAUGCAGUAAACAGCAGUAAAUCUCAUUUUGCAGUACAGAUAAUCCUUGUUUAUGUUAGUUUUUUUUAAUGGAUGAUAUUAUUAUACGUCUACGGUUAAUAUAAUGGAUUUAACCUUCUUCUUCCCAC
This is a messenger RNA of Ochlerotatus camptorhynchus, 3605 nucleotides long. RefSeq names its product integrator complex subunit 3 (gene IntS3). The record is from RefSeq and is a predicted model, not a curated record. The transcript has 12 exons. Gene Ontology annotation, cellular component: cytoplasm. Bases 89 to 3214 code for a protein of 1041 amino acids. NCBI's taxonomy places the organism in Eukaryota, Metazoa, Arthropoda, Insecta, Diptera, Culicidae.